UCUAUGGCAUUUUGUGCUAUGUAAUUGAUAAGUCACAUACGCUAUAUAAAUAAAAUCUUUAGCUAUAUUUGUACUGUUUUUGUUGGCUUUCUGAACAACAGAAAGGAGGAAGCAGUGUACUUGAAAGUUUUAUUUAACUGGAAAUUAAUUUAUUGACUUCCAAUAUGGCUUUCUGUCUUCCAAGAUACAAACAUAUCCUCGUUGCAUUCACAAUUAUUUUUGGAGUUUUUGGAGUGAAACGGGUUAUUGGUUCGCAGUCCCGGAAACCAUGCAUGUAUGAAUGUGUAAAAUUGGAUACAUCCAUUAAACAUUACGUUUCUCCGGAUGCAGACAUAAGAUGCAUUCUUCAUGAAAAUCAGUUUGGAUGUACAAUCAGUUUGAGUGAUUUUUACGAGAAACUGAGUAUUUUGCACAAUUCAAAUGUUACGCAGCCCAAAAACGAGUUGACUCUCAAUCUGAAGAUAAAUUGUGUCGAUAACGAGAUUCACUUCACUUCUUCGUCAGAAAUAGAGGAAAAUGAAAUUCAAAUCAAAGUAGCUGCAUUGUUAGAACUACAGUCGUGUACGGUGUUUUUAAAUGAAUUACAAGUAUUUAAGAAAUAUGGCAGAAUAAAGACGUUAUCAAAAUUCUUUGAUACGACAAUAUACCCAGACGCCGACUGUUCUAGUCUUGCAGAUAUUAUAAGUAUUAUCAAUCACAUUCCAUGCGGUUUUAACAAAAUUUCUUCUUUUGACAGUGCCACACGAUUCUUUUGGGAAUCUUGCGAACAAACAUUAGACGAAGUUGUUAGUCUAGAAAUAUAUGGCUGCUUCCAACAAAAAUGUCAAGUGAGACAAGAUUUGCUUCAAAGAACAUUUCCAAGACUUCAAGUGUUAAAACUGAAUAACGUAAGGUUGACCAGAUUUCCAAAAACAUUUCCAUGGACAAAAAUUCACAUUGACCUAUAUUCACCAAAGAAUGCCUCAGAUGAUGGAAUCUUUUCAAAAUUACCUUUUGAUAGUAUAACUAAAAAUAUAUCAUCGAUUCCGAGAAAAAUAGAAAUAAGUGCAAGUGAUAUGAACAUCAGUGAUGUAAACCUCGACGGAGACAUCCAAAGCAUCGUUAUAAUUAAUUCGCAUCUGAAACGAAUUAAUGAAAACCUAUUCAGACAUGUUACUGGUUUGAUAGUGUUGGACCUGUCUAACAACGAUCUCGAAGAAAUAGAUGAAAGUGCGUUUCAAAUGCAAACAAAUUUGACUUAUUUAAAGCUGAAAAAGAACAAGUUAAAAUUCCUUUCCAUGAAUGUUUUUAACAGCCUGUACAAUGUGAUGCUCAUUGAUUUGUCGUUCAAUGAAAUUAGAACCUUAAGCCAGGAACACUUCAAGCAUCUUUUGAUUUUGCAAGCAUUAAAUCUUGCAUUCAAUAAAAUUACACAGCUACCAGGCGACUUUUUAAAAGAUCAAAUUCAUUCCUUACAAACACUUGAUCUUUCUUGGAAUCCUUUAGAAGUGAUUCCCAUAAACGCUUUUUAUAGUGAUAAAUUACAGAAUAUUCUCAUUAGCCACUGCAACAUCAACUCAACAGUUUUUUAUACUUUUAUAAAAAGUUUGAAAUAUAAGACAUUACUUGAAUUACUUGAGUCUUUCACUGACCAUGAUAGUCGUGUAAAAGAACUAUAUUCAUCAGAAUGGCCUUUCAGAGCUAUUCUUGACAUUUCAUUUAACCAGAUACAGUACAUUGACACAGACAUAACUAAUAUUACGGCAAGAAGGACAUACGAUCAAUUGAUCAAGUCCAUCUAUAUUAUCUUUACAGGGAAUCCUAUUGACUGCAAAUGUUUAACUUUCAACAUAAAACAUUCGUACAUCGACUGGAAAUGUAUGUAUCCUUCUGAAAUGAAAGGGCGACUUGUCACAAGUAUAAAAGAUAAUGAAUUUUACUGUCAAGUUAACAUUACAAACUGUCCAAAACUUUGCACUUGUUACGAACGUGUUAAAGCACAUACAUUCAUUGUCGACUGUAAAAAUAUAAACAUUACAACUUGGCCGGAUACAAUGCCAGUAGGGGAACUAGAACUUUGGUUUCGAAAUUCAAGUCUAAUGAAUAUAACUGUUCAUGAAUACUUCAAAAAUGUAACAGUACUUGAUGGCUCACACAACAGAAUAAACGUAAUUACAUCAACUGCUGCAAUUGCACUGACAAAUUUAACAUCUUUAAAAUUAGACCAUAAUAACUUAACAAGUCUUCCUGAUGAAAUAAUGUCAACAAAUAUUAGAACAUUAACGCUUGCACAUAACCCUUUCCUCUGUGACUGUCGCAUUCGCUGGAUGAAAACAUGGCUCCUAAAAGGAAGAAGCCCAGUUACAGACUGGACUGCAAUUGAAUGUACUUAUAACACAAGCAAAGUAAACCAAAUGGUAUCUCUCUCAGAUUCAUUCUUUGUUUGCCGUUCUUGGUCCAUAGUCAGUAUGUCUGAAAAUGUUACUUUUCUAAUUAUUGUCAUAGGAUGCUUUUUGUUUCUUUUAGUUUCCUUAUCUCUAUUAAUAUAUUUCCAAAGGUUCACGAUCAAAGUGUUACUCUUUAUGCACUUUGGAAUUCAUUCAUUUGAUGAACAAAAUCACAAUGAUGCAAAUAUGGAAUAUGAUGCUUUUGUGCUUUAUUCACAAAGUGACUCUGCAUUCGUAAGUAAGAAUAUAAUAGAAACUCUGAUAAAGAAAGGUUAUACUGUAUGUGACUUAUAUGAAGACCUUGUGAUUGGUUUUACAUUUCUCAAUAACAUUGAACACAUGGUCAAAAAGUCAAGAAAAAUUAUAUUCUCAAUGACAGAAGAUACACUAACUAAUACUCUGCUGAUGUCUGCAUGGAAUAUAGCUUAUGAAAAAUCAAUCGACAAUUUCACAGACUCUAUCAUUUUAGUACUUGAUAAUGAAAUUAAGAGUAAAUGUGAGGAGGAUAAAGUGAGAAAAUAUAUAAGGAGUGGUAAAUAUAUCAAAAAGAAAUCAAACAUUCUGCAAUCAAGUAUUUUGUAUUUUAUGCCAAAGCACGUGAACAUAGUAAAUGACAGUAAUUUAAAUAUGGUGAACACUGAUAAAACUGCCAUACCAAUGAUAAUAGAAAGAAAUAAUUUAAAUAGCAGUUUAGUGUACAUAUCACACUCUGAAGAACAUGAUAAAGAAAUGAGGAACACCUUUAUUCCUGAGUUACAAGUAAAAAACUAUGAUGUUAGAAUCUUUGAGAACGCGUUUAUUCCUGGUACUGAUAUUCGUGAUGAAAUUAACGAAAAGCUUGAAGAUUCCGAACAUUUCAUUUUUAUUCUUUCACAUGACACGAUUCAAGACGAAGUUAAGAUGUUCAUUCUCUCCACUAUCAUAUCGAAAUCUGUCUUCAGUAAUGACAACUACCUAUUGUUAUUCACUUCUGGCUUUAUAGAUUAUUCGUGCUUGCCUAAAGAGAUAGAAUAUUAUUUAAACAAAUAUGUUACAGCAAGCAUCUCAUGUCCAGAGUUUAAAGGACGUUUGUUAAAAGCUCUGAGCUUUAUUAUUGGAGCAAUACUUGGUCUAGCUAUUGGGCAGGAGCAUAGGAAACCGUGCAUGUACACGGUGAAUGGAUUCGAUUCAUCCUUAACAUAUAACAAUUCACUGGAUGAAGAAAUAGAAUACGUGCUUGCAGAAAAUCAGUCUGAAUGUGAAAUUAAUCUCAGUGGAUUAUACACGAAUUUGAGCACUUUACACAAUUCAUACAAUUCAAGCUUUAGGCUCGACAGAAAGGAGCUGUUCAUCAGUUUAAGAAUAUACUGUGAUGCAAAGGGAUACAACGAUAUUCACUUGAACUCUUCAUUGGAACAAAGCAAAAAUCAAAGUAAAGUUCAAGUAGCUGUACAAAUAGUAUUACGAAGUUGUUCACUGUUUGUAAAUGAGUUACAAAUCUUCAAGAACCAUGGACGAAUAUGGUCCAUAAUUCAUACAAAUUCUUCAAUAAUACAUCCAGACUCUGACUGCUCUAGUCUUGCUGAAUUACAAAUUCUUAACUCCCGUCUUCCAUGUGAUACAAACAAUAGAUCUUCUGCCAUCAGAGCAACAAGAUUCUUUUGGGAAUUCUGUAGCAAACCGUUUGAAAAAGUUUUCGAUCUGUUGCUUGAAGACCUUGUGAUUGGUUUCACAUUUCUCGAUAACAUUGAACACAUGGUCAAAAAGUCAAGAAAAAUUAUAUUCUUAGUUACAGAGGAUACACUAACUAAUAAUAUGCUGAUGUCUGCAUGGAAUAUAGCUUAUGAAAAAGCAAUUGACAAUUUCACAGACGCUAUAAUUUUAGUACUUGAUAAUGAAAUUAAGAGUAAAUGUGAGGACGAUAAACUGAGAAAAUAUAUAAGGAGUGGUAAAUUUAUCAAAAUGAAAUCAAACCUUCUACAAUCAAGUAUUUUGUAUCUUAUGCCAAAGCACGUGCACAAUGUAAAUAACAGUAAUUUGAAUAUUGUGGACGCUGAUGACCCUGCCAUACCAAUGAUAAUGAAAAGAAAUAAUUUUGGCUAUGAUAUAAAUAACAGUUUAGUGUACAUAUCACACCCUGAAGAACAUGAUGAAGAAAUCAGAAACACCCUAUUUCCUGAGUUAGAAGUGAAGAAUUAUGAUGUUAGAAUCUUUGAAAACGCGUUUAUUCCUGGUGCAGAUAUUCGAGAAGAAAUCACCGAAACGCUUGAAGAUUCCGAACGUUUCAUAUUUAUUCUUUCACAGGAAACACUUGAAGACGAACUUAAAAUGUUCAUUCUCUCCACUGUUAUAUCGAAAUCUGUCUUGAGUAAUAACAACUUUCUAUUGUUAUUCACUUCUGGCUUUAUAGAUUAUUCGUUCUUGCCUAAAGAGAUAGAAAAUUAUUUAAACAAAUAUGUUACAGGAAUAAUCGCAUGUCCCGAGUUCAAAGGACCUACAAGUUUUAAGAACUAUGGAAGAAUAUGGUCAAUACUUCAUCACUCGAAUGCAAUAAUACAUCCAGACUCCGACUGCUCUAGUCUUGCUGAAUUACGAAAUCUUAAUUCCCGUCUUCCAUGUGAUAGAAACAAUAGGUCUCCUGCCAUCAGAGCAUCAAGAUUCUUUUGGGAGUUCUGUAGCAAACCGUUUGAAGGCGUUUUCGAUCUGAUGCUUCGAGGUUGUUUCUAUGAACACUACGAAAUAAAACACGAUUUACUGCAGCAUUUUUUUCCAAAACUUCAAACAUUAAACCUGAAAUACGUUAACUUUGCAAAAUCUCUUGUGACAUAUCCAUGGACAAAUGUAUAUAUUGAUACACCAGACGCAAAGUUAAUCUCAUAUUUAUCUUCCAGUUAUGAAAGUGUCUUAAAGAAUGCAUCGUCAUUACCAAGACUACUAAUAAUACGUAGUAGCGAUGUAAACAUUAGCAAUGUGAAAUUCAUUGGAGAUAUAUCUAUAAUUACGUUAAACAAUAUCCGUUUGAAAAGUCUUAAUGACAAUACAUUCAGAAAUGUUAGUGGUUUAACGCGACUGGACCUAUCUGACAAUGAGCUAGAGACAAUCAAUCAAAACGUGUUCAAAAUGUUAACAAACCUGGAAAGUUUGAAUUUGGGAAUGAACAAACUGACAGGCUUACACCCCGGGGUGUUUAACUGGCUACAUAAUUUGCUAAUCCUUGAUUUGUCUCGCAACAAAAUUAAAACCUUGAAUCAAGGUCAAUUUAAACACCUAAUUAAAUUAGAAAAGGUGUAUCUUGAAUAUAAUGAAAUCACAGAAUUACCAGACGAUUUCUUAAAAGGUCAAAUUCAUUCCUUAAGAAUACUAACGUUAUCAUGGAAUCCUCUUGAAAAUAUUCCAGUUUACCCUCUGUAUGCUGAAGGAGUUACUAGGAUAUUUGUUAGUCAUUGCAAAAUCAAUUCAAGUGGUUUUCAAACACUUAUAGAAAGUUUAAGUCAGAACGACCUUCAUUCUGCUCACGAUGACAAGGCAGUAAGAACUGGUUCUGAGUUCAUUUGGCCUUUCCAACCAAGGACAAUUCUCCAACCAAGGGCAACUCUCGACCUAUCUUUCAAUCAAAUAAGAACUAUUGAAAAUGUAGUAACGAGUGGACCACUGAUAUUGAAGUUUGACAGUUUGCUCUAUUUUUUUCAUGUAAGCCUUUACAGAAAUCCAAUAGACUGCACAUGCAUGUCAGUUAUGCCUUAUUUAACUUCAUAUAUAAAUGAAUAUGUAGUAAAGUCUGGAAACUCGCGACGGUCUAUCACCUGGUUAUGUAUGUACCCUUUGGAAUUGAAAAGGACACUCGUUUCGACUGUAUCAAUAAACGAGACUUACUGUCCUAUUACAGUUGAAAACUGCCCUGAACGUUGCUCUUGUUUUCAGCGUGUAACCAGACAAACUGCAAAUGGACACAAUAAUUAUAGCAGCACAACCAUUGUCGACUGCAGAAAUUUAAACAUUACACGUUUGCCUGAAACAAUGUCAACUGGGAAACUAGAACUUUGGUUUCAAAAUACUAGUCUAACACAGUUAACUGCUAGGGACUACUUCAGAAAUACGACAGUACUUGAUGCCUCAAAGAACAGAAUUAACGUUAUUAAAUCAACUGCGGUAAUUGCAAUGACAAGUUUAACAUCUUUAAAAUUAGAUCAUAAUAAUUUAACAAGUCUUCCUGUUCAAAUCAUGUCAACAAAUAUUAGAACACUAACGCUUUCAAAUAACCCUUUCAUCUGUGACUGUCACAUCCGCUGGAUGAAAUCAUGGCUCAACGAAAGUACAACCCCAGUUACAGACUGGAAUAAAAUUGAAUGUACUUAUAACACAAGCCAAGUAAACCAAAUGGUAUCUCUCUCAGAUUCAUUCUUUGUUUGCCAUUCCGUGUCUACAAUAAGUAUAUCUGAACAUAUUAUUUUCCCAUCAUUUGUAACAGGUUAUACUUUAUUUCUUUUAGUUUCGAUAUCUCUCAUAAUAUAUUUCCAACGAUUCACAAUCAAAGUUUUACUCUUUACGCACUUUGGGAUACAUCCAUUUGAUAAACAAAAACACGAUGAUGCAAAUAUGGAAUAUGAUGCUUUUGUGCUUUAUUCACAAAGUGACUCUGCAUUCGUAAGUAAGAAUAUAAUAGAAACUCUGACAAAGAAAGAUUAUACUGUAUGUGACUUAUAUGAAGACCUUGUGAUUGGUUUCACAUUUCUCGAUAACAUUGAACACAUGGUCAAAAAGUCAAGAAAAAUUAUAUUCUCAAUGACAGAAGAUACAUUAAGUAAUGACAUGCUGAUGUCUGCAUGGAAUAUAGCUUAUGAAAAGGGAAUUGAAAAUUUCACAGAUUCUAUAAUUUUAGUACUUGUUAAUGAAAUUAAGAGUACAUGUGAAGACGAUAAAUUGAAAAAAUAUAUAAGGAGUGGUAAAUUUAUCAAAAAGAAGUCAAACCUUCUACAAUCAAGUAUUUUGUAUCUUAUGCCAACGCACGUGCACAUUGUAAAUAACAGUAAUUUGAAUAUUGUGGACGCUGAUGACCCUGCCAUACCAAUGAUAAUGGAAAGAAAUAAUUUUGGCUAUGAUAUAAAUAGCAGUUUAGUGUACAUAUCACACCCUGAAGAACAUGAUGAAGAAAUCAGAAACACCAUAUUUCCUGAGUUAGAAGUGAAGAAUUAUGAUGUUAGAAUCUUUGAAAACGCGUUUAUUCCUGGUACAGAUAUUCGCGAUGAAAUCACCGAAAAGCUUGAAGAUUCCGAACAUUUCAUAUUUAUUCUUUCACAGGAAACGCUUCUUGACCGUGUUAAAAUGUUCAUUCUCUCCACUGUUAUAUCGAAAUCUGUCUUGAGUAAUGACAACUAUCUAUUGCUAUUCACUUCUGGCUUUAUAGAUUAUUCGUUCUUGCCUAAAGAGAUAGAAAAUUAUUUAAACAAAUAUGUUACGGCAAGCAUCGCAUGUCCUGAGUUCAAAGGACGUUUGUUAAAAGCUCUGGGGUACAGAUUUUAAUCUUAUAUUCACUAGGAUCAUCCAAACGUUUACAAUCAUAAUGUAUAUCAUUUUGAAAACAAAGACCGACGUCAAUAAGAGAUCAAAAUUCAUAAAUAGAUUCUAGUUUUAUAUAAGUACUGUUUUAAUUAUCGAAUCCGCUACAGAGAUUUUAGGUGAAAUUUGGCCUCAUUAUUCAAGAUUCAGAUAUAAACUAUAUAUUAUCAUUUUGACGGUCUACAAUGGUAGUGUCUGUAAUAACUGUCAAUAAUGGCUGAAAUUUACAAUGGUUAAUACCCAAUCAUAUUUUUGUUCACGGUGUUUUGAAAAUUCAUAAUAUUCGUAUUUGGCUUUCAUCCUCUUUAAAACGAUGCUCUAAACAUUAAUAGUAUUGUCUUACAUUUAUGUUAUCAAUUUGCUAUAGCCUUGAUCAAAAUCAUUUUCACGUGUACAUCGUAUCAACUUGCAGUGUUAAAAGGUUAUAUAGCAGUAAUUCGGUCCAAAAAAAAAUGAAAUCGAAAGAAGUCCCAAAUAAAUAGAUCCUAAUUUUUCCAUUUUUCGCGCAUUUGCGCGUAAACCGGAGGCCAAAUAGGCAUUAUUUCACUCGUGGAAUGAAUUUUACAUAAAAUAAGACACUUUUCAUGCUAAUAUUCGUGUGUUUACUUGAAAACGAAUGUAGGGUGUUAUUCUGCGGACCGCUUUCUGAAUGUGGCAAUAUGAGGGUACCUGACUUCAGUUGACUUGCAUUUCACUGCAUACUAUUCAACACCCCUUUUUCUUUUGUUUUCUCGAAGCAAAUGUAUGGAUAUCUUGUGGAAAAUAGGUCUACGACGGAGUGAAAAUCUAGAAACUGUAUCAAAAUUGUUCUGAAGGAGAUGAAUUUAUAUGAAACAAAGAACAAUUUCUUUUAUUGGUAUAUAGCCUGAAAAGUCAUCCAUGUUCAACGGGACGUCAUAUAUGAAUUGAAUAGACUAAUUUAACCUUCUUUUCUCAGUAACUGUAAAAUUAUAGGCUUUUAUUCUAGUUUUACCAUCGGAAGUGAUUAUAAGGAUUUCAUAUGCCUAACUGUGUAAAAACAGGAUUUUCCCUAGCGAUGCAUUUUUAUCCAUGCUGUCCCGAGUAUUGUUAAAACAGAGCUCUGUAAUUUAAAGACAUUUUUGUAAGAUCGCAAUGGCGAAGGAGCGAACUCGAAAGUUAGGGGUGGCAGUGGCGGAAGUGGGGCGGGCGGGUGGCGAUCAGCGCUUAACCUAUCAAAAUUAUCCCUAAAAAAUUAAAAUACAAACAAGAAAAGUACGUUCUUUUCCCUUAUUGACAACAGACAUCGAAUCAAAUCCUAAGUAUCAGUUUAUCAGUACAUGCUCUCUCAAACUGGAUUUUCCCUUUAACAACUGCUAUUUUUAAAAAAAAAUGUUUUUAGGUCAAAAAUCAGUGUGGGAAGGCCUAGCCCCCAUCUGCUCCUACUCCUAUGGAUCGUUUUUGUUGCAAAGAUUGAGAUGACUAUUUCCUGACAUUAUGUAUAUAUAUAUAGUUUGUUUAUGUAUUGGUGAUAUAAUAGUGCUAAACUAUGUUACGUCUGUCACCUAAGGAGUUGAAAGCAGCUGUCAUGUAGGCCCUACCGGUAGACAUAAUUUGAAUAUUUGUCUUUUUACACAAUUUAGAUGUUUGUAACAUUGAAACAUUUUAUUCAGUACCACUGUUAGCGCUUAUUAUCCUUUAAAUUUAUUGCAGAAGUCUGAUAUCGUUUACAGCUUCGUUUUGCACCAUUAUAAAUGUAUAAAUUUUACAUGAUUAUUCAUUUUACGCUUGAGGUUUGCCUUUUACACCUUUCUAGAUGCUCUUAUUAUAAAUCAUGCUUAAGGUAUAUUUAGAUCUGUAAUGUUACAUCGUUAUUUAAUGAUAUCGUAAUAUACAUUUUCAUAAACGGAUUAUGCGUUUUAUGCUAUCCAAGAUAACGUUGUUGAGGUUCGCAUUUUACACCAUUCUAGAUGGAUUUUUUUAGAUUUUAUAUUAUAAAUCAUGGUUAGGGUUUAUUUAUAUUUUUAUUGUUAUCUCAUUAUGAAAAAAAAAGUUUUAUAUCGUUCACAGCUUCGUUUUGCACUAUUAUAAAUGUAUAAAUGUUUAAAAAAAUGUUCAUUUUACGCUAUCCAAGAUAACGUUGAAGUUUGACACAUACCAUUUGAAAUUUGUUAUUAUGAACCAUGGUAAAGGUUUAUUUAGACUGCUGUAUAUAGAUGUUUAUGUCGUUUUCAGCCAUAGAUGUAAGAAAAACUAAAUGGGUUUUCUUCUUACAUCAUCAAAUAUGUUUUAAGGUUGAGAUUUCAGGCCUACGUUGUGAAAAUUAUUUUUCAUUCCUGUAUAACGCAUUAUCUUAUAACUUUGUCUUGAUUUAGAUAAAAGAAACUGUUCUGAAAGAAAUAUAUCUACUUGCCAAUUUUUUCAUCUGAUUGCUUAUCACGUAGAGAUAAGUUGACAAGAUUCUGCUGAAGAUAAAAUUGCCAUUCAUGAACAUAAUAAUUAUGUACUGUUUUAAAUGCCAAAUGUUAUAACUUGUAGAGCACCUGGUACAUACUUUAAAUAAACAGUAUUCUGUUAUACAUCUUGUGUUUUUGUUGUCAAACUGAUUUAUAUAACACAGGCAUGUUAGAUAAAUAUUUAUUUGGAGAGUAUCCAUCAUUUUAUAUUGUAUAUCCUGUAUAAGAUGGUACUUUUGAAAUUAGACAACCAAUCAGACACUGUAUGUAUUCACAAAAUUAUUUUAUUGUGAUAUUGUUUACUGCAUUAGGUCAUUAUGUACACGGAUGAGAUCAGUACAACCAAUCCGCCAAUGUACAUAUUUAAAUCAUAUUAGGAAGAUCUUAAUCGUCUCACACUCUGUUAAUCAAGAUUAGUAUUGACAAAUAUUUUGGCCCAUAAGAUAUUAUUCAUUGACAUGACAGAAUCAGUUCAGUCCGAUUUUAUGAUAGAGACAUAUUAUGUAUUAACAACAAUAAAUAGACAUAUAGAUGCAGUGUUGAAACAAAUAUCCCGUAUUUUGGCUGGUAUAAAAGGGAUAUAUCAGAAAAUAAAUCUUACCUAAAUUCUUAUUUUAAUAUUCCUGUUUUUGUAAAUUUUAAAAUGGCUACCACUGUAAAGUUCUCCAGUUCUUUUGUCACUGUUCUAUGUCUGUCAGUGAGUGAAUGAUUUUGUAAAUCAGCUUAUUUGAUUUGUUAUAUUGUUUAACCUUGUUAGCAGCAAAAUUAAAGUUUUUUCUUUAUUUAUUAAGUAUUUUUGUGUCUGAGGAAUUAAAGAUAUUAUACUCAUGCAUAAGAUACCUGUUAUAUAUUAAGUCAGAAACAGCGGGAAAAGUUUUAAUAUUUCGUAUUGAAGUAUGAUUAUUUGUGUUUAUAUUCAUAAAAUGUAUAAAGCUUGAA
This is a messenger RNA of Mercenaria mercenaria, 11314 nucleotides long. RefSeq lists its product as uncharacterized. Bases 165 to 7925 code for a protein of 2586 amino acids. The record is from RefSeq and is a predicted model, not a curated record. Gene Ontology annotation, molecular function: protein binding. NCBI's taxonomy places the organism in Eukaryota, Metazoa, Mollusca, Bivalvia, Venerida, Veneridae. The transcript is spliced from 4 exons. Gene Ontology annotation, biological process: signal transduction.